Molecule: messenger RNA, 4248 nt
Organism: Lachancea nothofagi CBS 11611
Lineage: Eukaryota; Fungi; Ascomycota; Saccharomycetes; Saccharomycetales; Saccharomycetaceae
Source: the annotation of a GenBank genome assembly
AUGAGCGGCAAGAAACACAAUGUCUCUCAAGACGUUUUCGGAAGAGACCUUUCAUACCUUUUAUCAUGUCACCCAGCGUUGGAACAAUUGAAUAAGAUCGACUUGUAUUCAAGCGACAUGGAAAGCGCAUACAGUCCUCUACACGUUUGCCUUAGACUUGGGUACUUAGAGAAAGCAUACAAGCUGUACCGGCGUUGGAAGAGGCAGCAGUCGUCCCAGUACAAUUCAAACUUGAAAAAUAUUUGGGACCUUAAAGAUCGUGAGGGCUUGACGCCUAUCGAGCUCUACCGGUGUGAAAAUAACAUUUGGAAUUACCACAAUGUUCCGGUUGCACUCUAUCCUGAAAGACGGUCCUCUGAGGAGUCUGUUUCCGUAGUGCAGUGGGAGCCCAGAUCGCACAAAGAGAACUCUUCAAAUUGCCGCGGACGCAGCGUACAAGAACUGCGUGAUGUUUAUCAGCUUUUACGUGGUGGCCGUGAGCUCUACACGAUUGGGUCUAAUGUGAAUUUGCAACUAGGGACUGGUGACUCUGAAGAUAGACAAGAACCUUACAAACUCGAUGAAUACUUGCUAUCAAAUUCCAACGAUCCAUGCCAAAGAGUUCGAUUUAAAGCUGUGAUAAUGAAGAGGUACCAUUCUCUUACUGUUACCACUGAAGGGCAGAUUUUCACUGCUGGAAGUGGAAGUAGAGGCAGACUGGGUAACAACGACACUAACAUGUCGAAUGUUCGUCAUGCAAAAGUUGACAUGGACUCACAUCGCGUACACCAAUUAGACUCUAGUGAUCAUCACUCAGUUGUUUUAACGACUAGUGGUGAUAUCCUUACAUGGGGUUGGAAUCGUUACUCUCAACUCGGCUAUUCAACUCCCUCCACAAAUGUUAAGAAGCUCGAUAAUUCUGCGCUUGAGAACGUUUGUAGUGCAAUUCCGAAGAAAGUCGUUAAUCCACCAUGGAAAAAGUCCCCUCCAUCUAAGGUCAAAUUUGUUGCCUGUUCAAAAGUGCACACCUGUCUCAUUGACGAUCAAAAUAACUUUUAUGCAUGGGGCUUAAAUCUUGGGCAGAUGGGAACAACCAAGAACUAUAGCGAGGACAGCGAUUUUAGCUACUUGGGUCAUAGGGGCUGGGUCAUCUCGUCGCCCCAAGGAUCAAAACUUCCAUCCUUUGUUCAACACAUCAGACAACUUUUCUGCACAGAGUUUGCUACAUUUAUUCUUUCUGGAGAAAACCAGCUAUGCGUCAUUACCAACUACAAAAUUUUGAGUUUCAGUAUACCGAAAACUAUAUCUAAGCAGGUUUCCUUAAAUCAAUUCGAUGUGUUUACCCCCAACUCUCUGAGCAAGAAGAAUAGAGUUGUAAAAAUAAAGACAACGCAUCCUUUUGGCAACAACAUUUGCGUUCUCUAUGAAAGUGGUGCCGUGGGUAUACUUCAAUCAAACUUGAUCCAAGAUUCCGUUCACGGCUGGUCCAAGCUGCCGAACUCCCUGCCUAUCACUCAAUACUGGAUACCCUAUUUUGGAUGGAAUAAAUGCUUGGAUUUUGAUGUUGGCGCAAAUGGUCAACUUAUACUCUGCACGAGUGGGGGCUACAUUUAUAAAUCAAAUUCCGCUUCAAACCCUCAGUUUCAUCGUCAAGUAAGUAAUAAGCUGGCAUCGGGUAAAAGCGUUAUGGUUAGCUGCGACUCGUUAUUUUCUUCGUUUGGUAUUAUAAGAGACGAUGUGGACAUGAUUCCUGUACGUUUUGUCAAACAACAUCUGUACUAUGAUAUGUCCUCAUUGUCGCCGCUAUCAAGUGCCAAGCUUGAUAGUCGAAGGGUCCGCGAUUAUGAAUUACUGGAUAAAAAUGACUCAGACUUUAUUUUUGACGAUUUCGUCAAGUGCUCAAAUAACGAAAAGAUUGACGGAUUAUACCUUGAAGAGGUAAAUGACAACACUGAGGACGGUGUUAUUCAAGAUGACAUACUGUGGAAAACCUUCAGAAAGAGGUGGUCUAGAUCAAAAACUCUGGACUAUAAUGGCAGUUUUGCGUUUCAUCCUAACCAAAUAAAUUGCGAUGAUUUUAAUCAAGGAGCAAUGAGAACAUCGUAUGACUUGUAUUUUACUGAUAGCAAAUCCGGUGCUGUUAUUGCUGCAUGCCAUUGGGCCCUGCUUGAAGUCCGCGCCUCUUUGUUCACAACACAUUUACAUGAAUUCGGUUAUUUCACCUCGAAAGUUGACAGCGGCGUCACCUUUCGCUUUAAAAAUGAUUUGCCUUCUCCUAGUGAUCAUAGAGUUAUUGAGGUUGCAUGCGGGAGACUUUUGCCUGAGGCUCUUAACUACGCAUUGCAUUAUAUGUACACCGACAAAAUUCCAGAACUUUCCCAUAUUCUUGAUCCAACCACGAGGAAGAGAAUGGAGGUAUCAACCAAAGCAUUCAUGAAACUGCUUGACUUGCAUUUAAGCACAUUUAGAGGAGACCAACUUCCCUCUGCCCUCGCAAAACUAUUGAGUGAAUCAUUAAGCUCGAAAGAACUCUCGACGAAAUCGGUGCCUGAUAUCACAAUAAGGCUUGCAAAUGGUGAGACGUUGAAAGCCUUCUCUUUCAUGUUAGAAAGCAGGUGUGCAUUUUUCGAAAGCUUAUUUUCAAGGGACUGGAACCGAUCUGAUGACUCCAUCAAAGAAUUAUUUAUGGAACAUGUCUCUGUUAAUGAAAUGACGUGCAUUUUGAAGUACAUUCAUGGACUCCCAUUUCCAGAUUUGUUUUCACAUUGUACAUUUGAUGAUUAUAAAGGUUUUGUGAAUUUCGUUCUAGGAGUGAUACAAAUUUGCGACGAAUUGAUGCUUUUCGAUUUAAAGCAUUAUCUCGCAAGUAUCUUAAUCGAUUUUAUUGACGCUAGUACCGUAAUGGUUAUUUUGGUCAAUGCGCAUCGUCUUUUUUCUAAUGCUCUCAUAAUAGAGUGCUGCUGGUUCAUUCACAACAAUAUCGACCUUCUGUUUGAUGAAAGAAACUCAAAAAUCAUUGAAGAGCAUUUUGAUUCCGAGUUGUGGACAAUACUACAGGACUUCAUUUUAGAAGCAAAGACAAGAAACCGUAGGGAGUUCAGUGGAUGGUACGGUGAUGAGGGCAACGCGAACUAUUCGAUAGGACUUUUUGAAAAGAAUUGUACCAAGUUCAACUCACUUUUCAUGGACAACAGUAAUCCAUUUGAGCCGAGCUUCGAGUCUAGGCCUCACCAUAAAAAGUCUGCAGGAUCCAAAAAAAGUACCGAUCGAAGAAGAUCGUCGAACAACCAAAGGACUUCGUUGUCCCAAGAAAACCUUGCAAAUGUACGCAGGCCGUCUUCCAGCGCGUUAGACUCCAAAAGUUCGGCCCUGAACAAGUUGAACUUUGGCGCAUUGAACAAAGAAACUGAGGAAGCUGUUGAGGAUGAUCUGUCAAACAUGGAUCACCAAGGCUUUGUAACAGUCGGAAAAAGUAGACGAAAAUCAUCUCGUAGUCAUAAAGAGCACAUCACCGCAACUAGCUCUACUCUUACUUCCGUUGGCUCUAGCUCUGUUGCUGCUACUUUGAAUGUCGUCAAGUUUGAAGCUGCUGGCAAUUUCGAAAGUACAUCAGAUCUAGAAUUACGUGCCAAUGUUUCAAGUUCGGCCCCCGAUCGAAAGAGCCUUUUUCCUGAACUUUCGAGUGCGAUUCAAGUAAGCUCGGCUACAGAGUCGGUUAGCAAAGUGGGCCCUUCUCUGUUCUCUGCCGUGAAGAAAAAGUCACAAAAAGAACGCAUGAAGAUUGCCACUUACGAAAAUGUGCAAGACGUACCAGUUACAAAAAAGCCUGUUUGGGGUGGAGGGCCAUCGAAGUCGUCCUCCACAUCUGCUCAAUCAACAGCCUCGGUGGCUAACAAAUUCCCAUCUAUAACACAAUCAAUACGGGGUCAGAAUACCAAGAGAAAAAGCUCCGUAGUUGGGCUAACGAGCACUGGUGAAAGUUCGACAAUUCCGCUGUAUCUAAGCAAUACGAAGGAAAACGUCCCAAAACCGUCGCGAUCCCUUAAAGAGGCCAUCGAAGAGGAACGAUUUGCCAAAUGGUGGUCUCAGGAAUCCGAAAAAGUUCAAGAGCAGCUCAAAAAGGAAGAAGAAAGAGAGCGCUAUCUUCUCAACAAGUCCAAACCAAAGGAUUCUCAAACGGAUGCAGAGGGUGGAAAAAAACAUUCCAGACAUGAACGCGCCCGAAAGCCGCUACAUAAACGUCAAACGGGAGCGAAAGCUUCUACUUGA